Malassezia vespertilionis is the source of this 4527-nucleotide messenger RNA. Its product is annotated as P-type phospholipid transporter. The coding region runs from base 1 to 4527 and encodes 1508 amino acids. Gene Ontology annotation, biological process: phospholipid translocation. The transcript has a single exon. Gene Ontology annotation, cellular component: plasma membrane. Gene Ontology annotation, molecular function: magnesium ion binding; ATP binding; ATP hydrolysis activity. The record is from RefSeq and is a predicted model, not a curated record. NCBI's taxonomy places the organism in Eukaryota, Fungi, Basidiomycota, Malasseziomycetes, Malasseziales, Malasseziaceae.
AUGUCCCUAGUAUGGAGAAAGAUUCAGGAAAUCGAUCUGAAUCCUGAGACGGCAUUUCGCCGCAGAAGGCCACCACCCGCACCGCGCCGUGUUGUGGUGAAUGCAGACCUGCCACCGGAUGCGGUAGACAGCAAAGGACGGGUAAUAAGAUCGUGGAUCUAUUGCACGAACCAAGUCAAGUCGUCCAAGUACACCCUGUACAACUUUGUCUUCAAAAACUUGCUGGAGCAGUUUCGCCGCGUCGCGAAUAUUUUUUUCUUGGUUUUGGUCAUUCUUCAAUUCUUCCCAGAAUUCUCGACCAUUAGUCCUGGUGUUGCCAUGCUUCCUUUGCUUAUUGUCUUGGCCAUCACCAUGAUCAAGGACGGCUACGAGGACGUGAAGCGACACCAGUCGGACCGUAGUAUUAACCUACACAAGACGCACAUCCUCGCCGGCGGCGGCUUCAAGAACCACAAUGCAACCGAGGCAAAAUCACGCAGCUUGUCCUUUUUCUUAGGCGUGUUGCGCCAGUAUGUCUCGCCCGUCUUUGGCGUCAAGCACAAGCCAAGCCCUGACGCUGCGCCCGCCGCAGAGGAGCUUCCGAUCGAUUCGCACGGCCACGCACAGUCGAUGGACAUUUCCCGCACUUUAUCGCCCACGCCCAUGUCGCCGAUCGACGAGCGCAACACUGUAAACUUUACCUCGCCGCUCACUUCACCCGUCUCAGCUUCCCACGAAUGGCGCUCUCCUCAGCAGCGCCGGAGCAUGCAUAGCGAACGCUCACGCCGUACCUCUGGGACACAUACGCGCAAACGCGACAGCAUGCUGAGCGAGCUACAUCACAAGCAUGAUGACACGUUGCCGUACUGGAGGACGCGUACGUGGGAAGAUUUGAAAGUCGGCGACAUUGUCAAGCUGCAAAACAACGAAGAGGUCCCUGCGGACAUUCUGAUUUGCUCCACCAGCGAAGACGACGGCAUCUGCUUUGUUGAGACGAAAAACUUGGACGGGGAGAUCAACCUCAAGUCGCGGUACGCCGUUCCUGAACUUUCUGGUAUGCGCACCAAAGAGGACUGCAUGUACUACCACUUUGACGUCGAAGUCGAGUCGCAAAACACAGACAUGUAUCGCUUCAACGCGCGUGUUAAUAUGCACGACGAGGUCAACGAGCAAGGUCUCCCGUUGCAGUAUCCGGUGACACUGAGCCAAGUUGCACUGCGCGGCUGCACUCUGCGCAACACCGACUGGACUAUUGGCGUGGUAGUCAUGACUGGCCUUGACUCCAAGGUUGUGCUCAACUCUGGUGAUACGCCAAGUAAGCGGAGCUUGAUGGAGCUUCAAAUGAACCGCAUGGUCUACGUGAAUCUCGCGAUUAUCGCCGUGAUUGCGGUGGUGUGUGCGAUUGCCGAUGCACAGCUAGAGAAGCAUUACUUUAACCUGGGCGCGUACUGGGAGUACGCUGCGACGCGAAACGACGAUAAUCCAAACAUUAAUGGUCUGAUUGCGUUUGCCAACUCGCUGAUCACCUUCCAAAAUUUCGUUCCCAUCUCGCUGUACAUUUCCUUCGAGGUCGUGCGCACAAUACAAGCGCUGUUUAUCUUUGAGGACCACGAUAUGUACUACGAAAAAGCCAAGCGACGCACCACGGCCAAGUCGUGGAAUCUGUCCGACGAACUUGGCCAGAUCCAGUACAUUAUCAGCGACAAGACGGGCACACUCACCCAAAACCUAAUGAUCUUUCGCGAGUGCAGCGUUGGUGGAACGAUUUACAAAGGUGAAAACGCCGCGGAGGCGGUUGAACUCCUCGCAUCGCGACAGCGCUCAGAGAAAAAAGUGCACCCAGACAAGAUUCAUGUUUGUCCCGCCUACGAAGACAUGCCGCCCUACCAGAACAAGCGCUUGUCAGAGAUCAUUGACAACCAAAGCAGUUCCGAUCACACCAUUGUCGACGCCUUCUUCCACUGUCUUUCGCUUUGUCACACAGUCCAUGUGGCACAGACAGAAGAAAAAGAUCAGAUCAUGUACAAGGCCGAGUCCCCUGACGAGCAAGCGCUUGUGCAGACCGCCGCAGACAAUGGCUACGUCUUUUGCGGCCGCCGCGUGAAUACAGUGCAGCUCCAGGUGCCCCAUACCGCACAGCGCGAGAAGUACGAGAUUUUGCACGUACUCGAGUUUUCCUCGGCGCGCAAGCGCAUGAGCGUUGUGGCGCGCCGCGAAGCAGACAACAAGCUGCUCCUCUUUGUCAAAGGCGCCGACUCCAUGAUUUAUUCGCGCCUUGCCGAUGGCCAGCGGGCGAUUCGCCAAGAAACUGACAAGACGCUCGAAGAGUUUGCCAACAAUGGUCUGCGCACAUUGUGUUUUGCCAUGGCCGAGCUCGAUGUGCAGCGCUAUGCAGCGUGGGAGAACAGGUACCACGAAGCGUCCAUCGCGACAGAAGAGCGCGAGGAACGCAUGGAAGAGCUCGCCAGUGAGCUGGAACGCAACCUCUACCUGCUGGGCGCGACUGCAAUCGAGGACCGUUUGCAAGACGGUGUCCCGGAAACGAUUGCUGACUUGAAGCGCGCUGGAAUCAAUGUUUGGGUCGCGACGGGCGACAAGCUCGAGACGGCAAUUGCGAUUGGGUACAGCACGAUGCUUCUCGCGCAGGACAUGAACUUGAUCGUUGUCCGCGGCGGUGAAUUCGGCACGCGCAAUUCCGCCUACCAGCAGCUGGAGCGCGCUGUAGAGCGAUUUUUUGGCGGAGAAGAAGUGGUCGAGUCGAUGCAGCACCAGCCGCCGCCCACGGGCGAUGCCCAAUCGAUUGUCUCCCAGCGGAGCAUGGCGAGCCAAGCCUCGCUGGUGGGCGGAAAUAAUGGCGCAAGGAGCGGAGGUUAUGCGCUUGUGAUUGACGGGCACGCGCUCGGCUUUGUCCUCGAGGAGCCCUACAGCCGUGAUUUGCUUCUUCGCGUCGCUGUGCACUGCCGCGCCGUGGUGUGUUGCCGUGUGAGCCCGCUCCAAAAAGCGCUCAUUGUCCGCUUGAUUCGCGACGGUAUGAACGGCAUCACACUUGCAAUUGGCGAUGGUGCAAACGAUGUAUCCAUGAUCCAAGCAGCGCACGUAGGCGUCGGUGUGGCUGGCGAAGAAGGUCUUCAAGCGGUGAACUCGUCUGACUAUGCCAUUGGCCAGUUCCGUUUCCUCAAGCGCCUCGUACUUGUUCAUGGGCACUGGUCGUACUACCGCAACAGUAAAAUGAUCAACCUCUUCUUUUACAAGCAGGUCGUGCACACCGGCACUUUGUUCUGGUUCCAGAUUUAUUGUGCCUGGUCGACGACCCAAGCAAUGGACUAUGUUUACCUGCUGCUCUACAAUGCGAUUUGGACCGUUGCGCCGGUUGUUGGCAUCGGCAUCUUUGACUGCAAUAUGUCUGACCACGCGCUCAUGCAGAUUCCUGAGCUGUACGCCGCCGCGCGCGAGCGCUCCUAUUUCGGCAUGAUGCGGUUUUUCUGGUACAUGGUAGAUGGCCUUUACCAGUCUGUUGUCCUCUUCUUUUUCUUUAUGUACGUGUACGACACGACAUCUCCGCGCAACGACGGUUUUUCUAUCGAUAUGUACGAGCCGACAACCGGCAUGGUGAUUGCAACUGUGUUUGCUGCGAAUCUCUACUGUGGCUUGGACGCGCUCGCGUGGAAUUGGUGGAUUGUUUUUUCCAUUUUUGUCGGGCCCAUUCUAAUAUUUGUCUUUGCGCCCAUCUACGCGGCCUUCCCCCCUACGCUAAUUUGGACAUACUCAUGGGGCAACAAUUACGCACUGUACCGUUCCGCGCAGUUCUGGUUUAUGAAUAUCCUUACCGUCGUGCUCUGUCUGUUGCCGCGCUUUCUGUACGAGUAUUGGCGGAUCAUGACCAUGCCCAACGAUGUCGAUGUCGUGCGGAUCAUCGAUACACGCGAGCCCAGGCACGACUAUGUGCACGAUCCGCGCAUGCCGGGGAUGCGCGCUGCGCAGGCAUACGAGUCGGAGGCGAUGGAUGGCGACAUUUCGAUGCGCUCCAUCCACAACGAUGACCAUCCGCUCAUGCCCGUUCAGAGCAGGCACAGCAGCGUGCAGUACGAUAUGAGUACUGGACAAGAGGCGAUUUACCGCGGCUACUCAUUCGACGCUACCGAUGGGCCUAUCCAGCGACCGCGCAAUCGAAUCCGCCAGUUUGGCAGCAAACUCAACCCGUCGCACUUGCUUCGACGGCGCACAACACGGAAGAAGGACGAAGAUGGCGCGCACUACAUCAGCACCAGCGAUCGCCACGCUGCUGUGCUUUCGCGUGGAGCAAGCGUCGCACAUUCUGACGAUUACACGAGCAAGCGGCGGUCGUUUAUGGACGAUACCACCAUGGAUAUCGGAGAGAGCAGCGAUCCACCUCUCCCGCACGUGUCUGAUGCAGCCACACCGAGCAUUGCCAACGCUUCUGGCGUCUCUGAUACAUUUUUCUCUGUUCUAGAAGGGACGCCCAGUAUGCGAAAUACGUCGGGAACGUACAUGACACCGCGCACGGAUAUGCCGCGCUUUCCUCCGUAG